This is a messenger RNA of Symbiodinium sp. CCMP2456, 2283 nucleotides long. The record is from the annotation of a GenBank genome assembly. Lineage: Eukaryota; Dinophyceae; Suessiales; Symbiodiniaceae.
AUGCAGGUUUUAGUGGACCACUGCUUGGGCCUUCCAGAAGAUGCCAUCGUCUCCGUUCGCUGUGGCGGGAUGCGCCGGCAGGCUCCGCUUGAGACGCUCGUCACGCAGCCACUGAAGUUUCCUGCAACGCUGGAUGGGGUGUCGGAGCCGUUGAAAAUUGACGUGCUGCAGCCUAUUGCUACAACGCGGUUGGUUCUGCAUCCGCACGAAGAGCUCUACAGCAUCGGCUUCGAGGAGUCCACCGAGAUGGUGAUUGGCCUCAGAAUGCAGUCACAGGGCAGCCAGCCAGACAAUGGCUCGGCCCCUUCUGGCCAGGAAAGCACGGGCCCUAAUUUCAAGGAUGCCGCUGCGUCAGCAAAGGAUUACCUGGAGCAGCACGGCCUCUUGAGGUAUGUGCAGUCCUUGCUUCAUGCGGUCAUCCAAGUAAGACCCCGCGAUCCCUAUGCUUACAUGAUCGAGCAGCUCAGUGCCGCUCAGAGUAAGACCCGAACUCUGGAGAAGCUUGUGUCCAGGCCGAGCAGUGCUCUCCCCGAGAGGGCGAGGACGCCCGUCCCACCGCGAGAGCCUCCGCCCAGCUGCUCGCCCACAAGGCCUCGGCCUCCCACGGAGCUCCUGCACGUGGGACCAGCUCCGAAGGAGCCUCCCGAGAGCGCCCCGUUGACGGGCUCCACUCGGGCCGGGGCCGAGUCCGAAGAGGGACACAGCCGCCCCGUCCGAUUGCCGGAACAGGAACAGGCGCCGCCUUUGCCGCCUUUGCCCUUGCCCAGCCUGCCGACAGCUUCUUCGGAGGAUCUGCGGCUUCUCCUGAAGAACAAGCUUGAGGAAGCUUACAAUUCUGGGAGGCUGGAAGACGUGGUGGCCAACGCUGUAGGAGCACCACCUCAGGCCACAGCACCCGAGCCAGCUGAAGCCAAGGAGACAGAGGUCCGAGAAGUCCAAGACUUAGAAGGAAGCUCGGGCCCGACCCGAGAACUCGAUGCCUUCUGUUGUCUGAAGGGCAACUUGAAGUCCGUCCUUUUCGAUGCCAUGGACACAGGUGCACUGCAGAACACUCUCUCCGCUGUCGCGGAAAGCCAAAAGACUCUAAAGAUCAGCGAAGACCUCGACAAAGUCGCAGCCCUUAAGACGCAGCUGCGGGAACACCUGCAGGAAGCUGUCUCAUCUGGUGCUUUGGGACCGGUGCUGCAAUCUUAUGCAAAGCCACUCCCGGGCCCACGGAACAAGCAGCCCCAAGAGGAGAGCGUGCAGGGUUUGAGGCAGAAGAUGAGAGAGCUCCUGCAAGAGAGCGUCUCCACUGGCAGCCUGCAAGAAGCCCUGGACCAUCUCUCCCUGACGAAGCAACUCCCAGAGCCCGCAGCAACCUCACAGAGUGCGAGUGCAAAGAAGGCUGGCGACGACAGGACGCGGAAGGCACGGGAGGAAGAGAAAGUCAGAAGCGACCUCUUCCAGCUCAAGGCUCAGCUGCUCGCGCGAGCAGAGACGGCCCUGGACUCCGGUGAGCUGGCCGGCAUCCUUCAAAGCCUGCGAAAGGACUCGCCCAGCGCCAGGAAUGCAGAGGUACACGGCAAGACGGGUUCAAAUUCACAAAAGACUGAGGUGGACAAGGCCACCGAUUCCUGCAACGAUCUCUUCACGCUCAAAGUACAGAUACUUGCGCAAGCAGAGGCGGCCAUGGAUUCCGGCGAGCUGGAGGGCAUCCUGGAAAGCCUCCGGCAGCCUGCUGCGAAGCAGCAGCCCAGCUCCAGCGCCCCACAAAAAGCCAAAGUGGAUCAAGAUAAGGGAAAGCUCACCCAUGAUGAGGCAAAUGCAGGUGUACAGGGAAAAGGCAAGGAUACGAAGACAGAGCAGCAAGAGAAAGAGGGAAGAGACCAGGACUCCCGCAACGACCUCUUCCAGCUGAAGGCUCAGCUGCUCGCGCGGGCAGAGACGGCCGUAGAUUCCGGUGAGCUGGCCGGCAUCCUUCAAAGCCUCCGAAACGGAGACCAAAACCAGGGCGAGCCGGGCGAGCUGGCGGUGAUCAAGAAGAAGCUUCGAGGCCUCCUGGAGGAUGCGGCAGAGUCUGGCCGGCUUCAGGGAACCCUGCAGCACCUGCAAUUGGGCGAAGAACCCCCGAGCGGCACUGACGACUUGGACCUGAAGUCACUGCAUGCCGAGCUGACAGUGAUGAAGCAGGAAAAGGUAACAUUAAGCCAAACGGUGAAUCAGCUCACUGCUGAGAUGGACGUGCUCAAGAAAGAGAACGACGACCUUGCCAGAAUGCUGAGCGGCCUGGUGAAGGAAUGA